GUCAAGCGGCCAACAACGUCUAUCGGGAUUCCAAGAUUUCUCAAUAGAGGAUCAACGAUUAAUUUCGAAAUUUUAAUCUGUGAUCUAUAUCCACCUCCUUUGUCAAAUAUCCAGGCUCAAGAUAUAAACAUGGUUUUCCUUUUGAUCAUCGGUCUAAUCCUGGGCAUUCUAAUGAUCCUAGUGAGCGUGAUAGUCAAGCUUUUGGGCCUGAAACCGCCAUUGAUCUUUGACAAAUACCCUCUAAAAGGUAUCUUCUAUCGGGUCAAGUUUUGGCUCGCUUUAUUGGUCCUCCGACGCCUAAGAUACCGCAUCUAUCGAAGAAACGAGGAGUUACUCGGAUCCGAGGAACAUCUGGCAAAGAUUGACAGACCCCAAGAGCUGAGCAAUGAUCCGAAGAGCUACGAUGUGGUCAGCUUUAUGGCUGCCAACAAAGAGGGCCAAAAACUGAUGGUGAGUUUGGAGAGAAGAAGGCGUGGAGUCCUUAAGGCAGCUUUAUACCUGUGGCUCCCGGGAAAAGGGCUCUUCAGCUCCCCGAAUCUGCCCGAUAUGAUAUAUUUCACAACCGAAGAUGGAGAGGAGAGCAGCGAGUUCCAGGGAGGAGGUUUCCACCUCUACCAGGAGGAAUCCAUGAAAAUGUGGAGGAUCAAGUACAAUGGUAUGUUGAAGUGCCAGAGAGAUGUGGUAGAGGAAGUGCUGGUGGACUUGGACCUUCGUUUCAAGAGCUCCUCCGCCGAGCACUUUGAUUACAACAGGGAUCUGAGCUCCUCCUUGAUAGCCGACUCCAUAGCCAGGGAGGCGUGGAAUGAGAAGUUCUACAGCCUGUUGCGGAGUGUCAAUCACAUCGUGGAAAAGCGAACGCACUACGAACAGAAUGGAGAACUGACUGGGAAAAUCACAUUCCAGGGUGAUGAUCUAUCCCUGAAAAUGCAAGGCUUCCGAGACCAUAGUUUCGGUACCGAACGCUGUCUGAGCUCCAUUAACCGCUACGUGUACUUCGCCUUGUUCAUGGACGACGGCAGCAGCAUGGUGGUGGGAAACCUCAGUCAGCCCUCCUUUUUCCUAUCCUCCCUGAAGGUGGGCUACGUCUGCAGUCCAUCCGGAAAGUAUGAACCUUUGACUGGGAGCAACUUCGAGCUGUACUCGUACGGCGAAAAGGGAACUCCGCCGCAGCAUCAGAACUUCAUUGUGAGCACCAAGGAGAAGGAGUAUCUCAUCCAGAUCCAAGUGGAGGCAUCCGCUGUGCGGUAUGUGGGCGGAGACUGGGAGUCAAAGGUGUUCAAUCAAUUCGUGGCCUGUACGGUGAACGGAGUUUCCGGCCAGGGACACGCCGAGUUCCUUUACCGCCACAAAGAAGGCAGACCGGAGGACAUAUCUUCUAGAGAUCCCAGCUGGUACCGCAACAUCAAGCGCUUCGAAAGAAGUCUGACUUUGCUGGAGGAGGAGGACGGAGAUUUUAUCUUCUAGGCGUAAUUUUGUUUUUUUUUAGUUGUUAAGUUUAAGUAACAGGCCAGAAACUAUAACAAUUAGUUAAUCAACUUGAAAUAUAAUCGAUCGAUGUGAAUUCA
This is a messenger RNA of Drosophila eugracilis, 1565 nucleotides long. RefSeq lists its product as uncharacterized. NCBI's taxonomy places the organism in Eukaryota, Metazoa, Arthropoda, Insecta, Diptera, Drosophilidae. The record is from RefSeq and is a predicted model, not a curated record. The transcript has a single exon. The coding region runs from base 130 to 1464 and encodes 444 amino acids.